Messenger RNA from Cylicocyclus nassatus, 402 nucleotides. The record is from the annotation of a GenBank genome assembly. Lineage: Eukaryota; Metazoa; Nematoda; Chromadorea; Rhabditida; Strongylidae.
AUGUCUGUGAUUGAUGCUUUCAUGGCUGCGAAAAAUCAUGUGACGAAAUUACUAUUUCGUCUCUGCGUACCUGCUGUAUCCUAUGGGAUUUUCCCUCUCGCCAAGUACUAUAGCGCCGUAACCGCGUGCGUCUAUGAAAAAUGCGUAUUCUCAAAGGAUGAUGAGAAGGAGGAUGAAGAAUUCGAGGAUGAUUACGACAUUAGACCUCCUGAUCCGGUUUAUACCGAUGAAUACAUAGACGUACUAGCAGAUCUCGGAACCAGAGGCCAGAAGAAGAAAAAAGAAAAGGUCCGACCCAGCUACACCAUCGACUUGAAUGGAACAGACUACUCGAACUAUCAACGUCGAACAAAGGUGUUAGAAGCAUAUCUCUUCAAGUUUGCUACGAUCAUGGCUAGUUAG